GAAAAGGAGAGUGAAAAGGAAGAGAGAGAGCCGUCCGUGGAGAAGACGUUUGAGGGGAAGGUCGUGCCAAGGUGGCAGGCACAAGUCACGUUCAGAGCGAUGGUGGUGAGUUUCGUGUUGGCGGUGUUGUUCACGUUCAUCGUCAUGAAGCUUAAUCUAACAACGGGGAUUAUACCGUCGUUGAAUAUAUCGGCGGGGUUGUUAGGGUUCUUCUUCGUGAAGACGUGGACUAAGCUUCUAAGCAAAUCGGGUUGGCUCAAGCAACCGUUCACGCGCCAAGAGAACACCGUCAUUCAAACCUGCGUCGUCGCCUCCAGUGGCAUUGCAUUCAGUGGUGGUUUUGGUAGCUACAUAUUUGGAAUGAGUUCAUCUAUUGCAAAUCAAUCUACUGAAGCUAGCACUGCACGGGAUAUUAAGGACCCGGGUUUGGGAUGGAUGAUAGGAUUUCUAUUUGUUGUUAGCUUUCUUGGCCUCUUUUCUGUGGUUCCACUUCGCAAGAUUAUGAUUGUAGACUUCAAAUUAACAUAUCCUAGUGGUACUGCAACAGCCCAUCUUAUCAACAGUUUCCACACAACAGAGGGUGCCAAACUGGCAAAGAAGCAAGUACGUGCACUGGGAAAGUUCUUCUCCUUUAGCUUCUUGUGGGGUUUCUUCCAGUGGUUUUUCACUGCUGGCGAUGCUUGUGGAUUUGCAAGCUUCCCUACAUUUGGUCUCAAAGCCUACAAAAACCAGUUCUUCUUCGAUUUUUCGGCUACCUAUGUGGGGGUUGGGAUGAUAUGCCCAUAUAUAAUCAAUGUAUCCCUGUUGGUUGGUGGAAUUCUUUCUUGGGGUAUCAUGUGGCCUCUCAUUAAUAAUAGAAAGGGAGACUGGUUCUCUGCAGAGCUCAAACCAAGCAGCUUACACGGCCUUCAAGGUUACAAAGUUUUCAUAGCCAUAGCAAUGAUUCUUGGUGAUGGUCUAUACAACUUUGUUAAAGUUCUUGGCCGCACUCUUAUUGGUUUGUAUGACCAAUGCCGCAAAAACAUGGACAUGGUUCAUGCUUCUGAUGAUCCACAAUCAGAUAUCCCACCAAUUUCAUAUGAUGAUGAGCGUAGAACCGAGAUGUUCCUCAAAGACCAAAUUCCGACCUGGUUUGCUAUUACUGGCUACGUUAUUAUUGCAAUAAUCUCUGUCGUUACCCUUCCCCACAUUUUCCACCAGCUAAGGUGGUAUUAUAUAGUUGUGAUAUACGUUAUUGCACCAGCACUAGCAUUUUGUAAUGCUUACGGGUGUGGACUGACAGAUUGGUCCCUUGCAUCCACCUAUGGAAAAUUGGCCAUAUUCACAAUUGGUGCAUGGGCAGGGGCCUCUCAUGGUGGAGUUCUUGCUGGUUUGGCUGCAUGUGGAGUGAUGAUGAAUAUUGUUUCCACAGCAUCUGAUCUCAUGCAGGACUUCAAAACAGGUUACAUGACACUGGCUUCGCCAAGGUCCAUGUUUGUGAGCCAAAUUAUUGGAACAGCCAUGGGCUGCAUUAUAUCUCCUUGUGUUUUCUGGCUUUUUUACAAGGCCUUUGGCAACCUUGGGCUUCCUGACUCAGCUUACCCUGCCCCUUAUGCUCUUGUUUAUCGUAAUAUGGCAAUACUGGGAGUAGAUGGCUUCUCAGCUCUGCCAAAGUUCUGCCUCACCCUUUGCUAUAUAUUCUUUUUUGGAGCAAUAGCUAUCAAUCUUAUUCGAGAUUUGGUUGGAGAAAAGUGGUCCCAAUUUAUUCCUGUUCCUAUGGCCAUGGCAAUUCCCUUUUAUAUUGGAAGUUAUUUUGCCAUUGAUAUGUGUAUUGGGAGCUUGAUAUUAUUUAUUUGGAGGAAAGUUGACAAGGCUAAGGCUGAUGCAUUUGGACCAGCUGUGGCUUCUGGUUUGAUAUGUGGGGAUGGAAUCUGGACGCUUCCUAGCUCAUUUCUGGCUCUGGGAGGAGUGAAGCCACCCAUCUGCAUGAAAUUUUUGUCCAGCAGGCAAAAUGCAAAGGUCGAUGCAUUCUUAGGAUCUUGA
Messenger RNA from Abrus precatorius (Indian licorice), 2022 nucleotides. RefSeq names its product probable metal-nicotianamine transporter YSL7. The record is from RefSeq and is a predicted model, not a curated record. Gene Ontology annotation, molecular function: oligopeptide transmembrane transporter activity. Lineage: Eukaryota; Viridiplantae; Streptophyta; Magnoliopsida; Fabales; Fabaceae. Gene Ontology annotation, cellular component: membrane. Bases 100 to 2022 code for a protein of 640 amino acids. The transcript has 7 exons.